Mytilinidion resinicola is the source of this 955-nucleotide messenger RNA. RefSeq lists its product as uncharacterized. Bases 113 to 670 code for a protein of 185 amino acids. Lineage: Eukaryota; Fungi; Ascomycota; Dothideomycetes; Mytilinidiales; Mytilinidiaceae. The record is from RefSeq and is a predicted model, not a curated record. The transcript has 2 exons.
GGAUUUCCGACUUUAUUUGAAGGCUCACCUCCCCACCUUUCCCACCUCCACCCAAAACAGCCCGGCAAAAACGGCCAACUCGUGUCGUCCCUGCACACAGCCAUCACUGGUCAUGACAUCGCGGCCAGACAGCCCAUCCACUACCACGGCCAGCCAAGAUCUGCCCAUCGACUUCCUCGACAUUGUUGGCACUCAAGGUGCCUUCCUCGUUCCCCGCGCGGGCACACCGGUAGCCCAGGAAGCCUACGAUGACCAAUUCGUUGCUGCACUUGAACUGCACCUUGAUGCGGUUUUGACAGAACAGAUAUGCAGACGUGUCAUGUACCAUGACGCCGCCGACGACUGGCCCAUAGGGCGCACGCCACCAGAGGUUAAAGAGAAGCGCAAGGCCGAGCUGAAGGCGCUGGAAGAGCUCGAGGGGGCCACCUCUGACGAUGGCAGCGACAACGACGACGACAAAGACAAAGGCGGUAAUGAUAUUGGCGCCAGAGUCGAGCCGGGGAAAACAGUGGCAGCACCAGACCGGCCACGGAGGCCACGGAGGCCACGCCAAGCAGGCCGGUUUCCGACACCACCGCUGUCCGCCGAAAGCCCUCUGACCGCACCGCACAGGAGGAAGCGGCGGAGGAUAUCCGAGGAAGAUGACGAGGAGAAGGAGCGCCCCGUUUAGAAGCACGUCAGCUCUGCGAAAGAAGUCUCAGCCGAAGAAGUCUCAGCCACUGCAGAAGAUGCUGUGCCCAACACAUCGCAGCAGAAGGGCCGGAAGCGGCGACGGGCUCUCGACGUGGGCGAUGAAGAGGAAGGGGACAAGGAGCGCCCAACUAAGGUUCGAAUUACCACCACUCGCCCCAGCAGCAUAUGGCUGCAAAGACUUCGACCACGACCACGGCCAAGACGACCAGCUGGCUGACGAUGCCACGAUUUCUGCACUACGGCGGCUAGGCUAGCCGCUCAC